AUAACGGAGACGCCACUUGAUGAUUGGAUGAAUGUUGGUGAYUGUGGUAAAGGACUUACCUGUAAUCCAGAAUGUCAACUCCUUUGCCUCAAGAUGCACAACUACUAUCGCUCCCUACACGACGCGCCUCCUCURUCCUGCGACAACGAGCUGGCUAAAUCCUCGCAGAGCUGGACAGACGAAGAAGCCCGCCAGGGAAAGAUGUUCCAUUCAGAAUGGACGGACAAAUUCACUGAGAGUAUUUCCUGGAAAGGAUGGGGAUGGAAGGGUAUGGAGAAGAUGGAAGGAGCCAUUCCAGGUGCUGCAAGAAGUUGGUACUCUGAGAUCAAAAAUGAUUAUAACUACGCCACAGGGAAAGGGAAUGGWCAGGCGGUAGGGCACUUCAUGGCGGUGGUGUGGAAGGGAGAGACAAAGCUGGGUUGUGGKCUUAAUAUCAAGGAAAAUGAUGGUACUUACGUGACGGCCCACUAUGCACCUGCUUCGCAUGCUAACGUUGAUUACUUUGAACUCGCUCCUAAGAAUGUACUCAAACGUAAAGAUCCAGACCCUUCAUGUGAUAUACGAUCAUCAGAGAGAAAGCUCUGUAGUGAAGAUUUAAAGGCGCCAUUCGUCACACCUGAGCAGUGCUUAAAGGCAGGCUGUUGCUAUGACGACAUGUUCAUGUCAGAACCCGGGGUCGACUUUUUCGGAAAAAAUCCUAAUCUGGCAAAAGGCGCAGGUACAGGCAAUACAACAGACACCGGUCAAACAGGAGAAGCGGGUAAAACAGGAGGUAAAACUGGAGAAGCAGGAAAAACUGGGGAAGCAGGAAAAACUGGAGAAGCAGGUAAAACUGGAGAAACAGGUAAAACUGGAGAAACAGGUAAAACUGGAGAAACAGGUAAAACUGGAGAAACAGGUAAAACAACUGGGUCAACUGAUACAGGCUCAGGUGUAAACACUAAAGAGGAAAAUACCAUAGGUACGAACACCUCCCAGCCAGGAGCAGUGGGAGGGACGGUGGAGGGCGGAAAARUUACCAAGGAAAAGAAUCUUGAAAAGGAAACGGCUGGACCUGGAGAAUCAGUGAAAACAAACGAAGAAAAUGCUGGAAAUACUGUUACCAAUCAACCGGGAGCGGUGGGAGGGACUGUUGAGCAGGGUAAGGUUUCUAAAGAGACUAAUCGAGAGAAUAAAACAACAGGAACAGGUGUCGAUUCUUCGAGUACGGGAGGAGAACCCGGUACGGAAUCAGUAGAAGAAGUAGCAAAUACAAUCGCAAAGAAACCCGGUCAACCCGAGAUGAUAAACAAGCUAAAAGAAGCAGGAGUCUUGAACAAUAAGGGUGAAGAAGUGGCAAAUAAACAGAACCAAAAUGCAGGGCAGCCAACGGAUGAAACAAAGCAGAAGGUCCUUGAAGAAUUGGAGGAAAGCCACAUGUUAAACAAAGAAGGUGAAGCGAUGCUUAAAGAAGAGAAUCAGAAAGUAUUGGUCAAGAACCUCGAAAAGAGUGGCCUACUAACUGAAGAGGGACAAAACAUCCUUAACAAGGAAGGUCCCGGUGGACUGAUAAAGCAAGUGGAACAAGGUACGGCCGUUGCGGGAGUGCCAUCGGUAAAUGUUGUAACAGAAGAAAUCAAUAAACGGCCGGAGAGUCAAGAACUCAUGCAAAAGCUCCAAAGUGGAGGGCUGUUGAGUAAUGAAGGUCAAAAAAUAGCUGCAAAAAUCCAACCAGUUGUUCCUCAAGUCAGCAACGUUCCUGCAGUGCCACCGCCAGUCGCACCACCAAUCGCACAAAUGCCAAACAAUGGAAUGUGCGUGGUAUUGGAUUUAGGUUUUAUCAUCGAUGGAUCAAUAGCAAUUGGCGGCGAAGUYAACUUCAAACAACUCCUUAACUUCGUAUGGAAUGUAAUUCAGUCAUUCAUCAUCGGCCCUACAAAGACAAGAGUAGGGAUCGUUYUGUCUGCCUUGGAAUCUUUCGUUAUAUUCAACUUCCAUACCUACUACGAGAAGCCAAACAUUCUCCAAGCUCUWAAUACCAUCCAAUAUCCAGGAACAGACGGUCCAGGSACGUACAUCGGGCGAGGCCUUCACGURGCGAAGAGAUUCCUUUUCUACCAAUCAGGAAGAGACAAUGUCCCUCGUGCCUUAAUUAUCCUUGCAGGAGGUCUCUCUCUUGAUGACGUCAUUACUCCUGCGAUUGAGCUCCGAUCAAUGGGUGUUGAUAUYUAUACUGUUGGURUCGGYAGUAAAUACAGCAAGCUGCAACUUCAUGCAAUGGCAAGUUUCCCACACUCAGAGCAUAUAUUUGGUGCCUCGAUUACACAACUUGCUCUUAUUGCACAGAAUGUUGUGACCAAAGUCUUGAAAGGCAUAUCAGUCAACUUCUGCCAUCCUUGCUUCGAAGGUCACGACAUGAUGUGUGAUUAUUGUCCAAUGGACGUCGAUUCCAUUCUCUUUCGAAGAGGGCACGACAAGAAGAGUUCAAAUCAUCAUGGGGAAGAAUAUCACCAUGACAACAGCACUACACCCAUUCAAGACGACGCCAACCCAGGAAGUAAAAGCACCAACGAURCCUCAAAAACUUCCCAAGAUUUAUCAUCUUUACCAUCAUAUUUGAAAGAGUCGUCAAGCGAGGAUACUUUUGACGUUCAAGUGGAUGACACCCCAAAACCYCCAGCGAGAAUGUCGGACUGGAACUAUUUGAAGGCUAAAGCAAAAAGAUUGGGACUUUUGAACGAAGCAAUUCGAAAAGAAGAAGAAAACUAUUCAGAAUAUAAGUAUGAAACAAAAAGUGCAGGAUUGAUUACUGAUGGUAAGUAUCGACGAAUACUUCACUUAGUCGAGUUCUCUGUUGCUCAGGGUUAG
Molecule: messenger RNA, 2847 nt
Organism: Actinia tenebrosa (Australian red waratah sea anemone)
Lineage: Eukaryota; Metazoa; Cnidaria; Anthozoa; Actiniaria; Actiniidae
Product: vitrin-like
Source: RefSeq, a predicted model, not a curated record